Messenger RNA from Diospyros lotus (date-plum), 2459 nucleotides. Its product is annotated as inosine-5'-monophosphate dehydrogenase-like. Lineage: Eukaryota; Viridiplantae; Streptophyta; Magnoliopsida; Ericales; Ebenaceae. The transcript has 4 exons. Gene Ontology annotation, molecular function: IMP dehydrogenase activity. The record is from RefSeq and is a predicted model, not a curated record. Gene Ontology annotation, cellular component: cytoplasm. Bases 97 to 1605 code for a protein of 502 amino acids. Gene Ontology annotation, biological process: GTP biosynthetic process.
GCGGGAACAGAUUUAUCAUUUUCUUUAGAUAAUUUUGUGGAAGCAAAUUCAAGAACCCUAGCUCCCCCUCUCCCUCUCUGUAACACCGGCGGCACCAUGGUUGGAGCUCCGAUCGACGACGGCUUUCCGGCCGAGAGGCUUUUUAACCAGGGCUACUCCUACACCUACGACGAUGUCAUCUUCCUCCCCCACUACAUCGACUUCCCCGCCGACGCCGUCCAGCUGUCCACUAAGCUCAGCCGCAACCUCCGCCUCUCCAUCCCUUGCGUCUCCUCCCCCAUGGACACCGUCACUGAGACUGCCAUGGCCGUCUCCAUGGCCGCUUUCGGCGGCAUUGGCAUCGUCCACUCCAACAACGCCGCCUCCCGCCAGGCCUCCAUCGUCCGCGCUGCCAAGUCUCACCGCCUCCCCUUACACUCCGAUCUCGUUUUCAAAUCGCCUUCCGAUUCCGUCAAUUCACUCGAUGAAUUUGGUUCGUCGCCCUGCGUUCUGGUUACCGAGUCCGGAACCAGCAAGUCCAAGCUCUUAGGCGUGGUCGCCAAGUCCGAUUGGGAGUUCUUGACUGACAAAGACGCCAGGGUUUCUGAUUACAUGCUCAAAUCGCUGGUUUCGGCGUCCUCGAACUACCAUUUCGAGGAAGUUGCCGCGUAUUUGGCGGCGAAAGAUCUCGAAUUUGUGCCUUUGGUGAAUGAUGAAGACGGAGGGGAAGUGGUGAAUUUGGUAACUGCAGAGGAUGUGAAGAGAAUUCGGGGGUUUCCAAAGCUGGGGGCGCCAUCUAUUGGGCCUGACGGGAAAUUCUUGGUCGGGGCGGCCAUUGGGACGCGGGAAACGGAUAAAGAAAGGUUGGAGCAUUUGGUGAAGGCUGGGGUGAAUGUGGUGGUAGUGGAUAGUUCUCAAGGAAAUUCAAUAUACGAAAUGGAAAUGAUCAAGUACAUGAAGAAGACGUAUCCAGAGUUGGAUGUGAUUGGCGGGAAUGUUGUGACCAAAUAUCAGGCGCAGAAUUUGAUUCAGGCUGGAGUUGAUGGGUUGAGAGUUGGGAUGGGGUCUGGCUCCAUUUGCACCACGCAAGAGGUUUGUGCUGUGGGCCGAGGACAGGCAACUGCAGUGUACAAGGUUUCAUCUAUUGCUGAAGAAAGUGGUGUGCCUGUCAUUGCCGAUGGGGGCAUUUCAAAUUCUGGACAUAUUGUCAAGGCUUUGGUCCUUGGUGCUUCAACAGUAAUGAUGGGAAGCUUUUUGGCUGGAAGUAAUGAAGCUCCUGGAGCUUACGAGUAUCAGGGCAAUUGCCGUGUAAAAAAAUACCGAGGCAUGGGCUCUUUGGAAGCAAUGACACAAGGGAGCGAUGCACGAUACUUGGGUGAUACGGCUAAACUAAAGAUAGCUCAGGGGGUUGUCGGAGCAGUUGCAGACAAAGGUUCUGUUCUGAAAUUUCUUCCUUACACCAUACAAGCAGUUAAACAAGGUUUCCAGGACCUCGGUGCCUCCUCAAUGCAGUCUGCUCAUGACCUAUUAAGAUCAUCAGUACUUAGGCUAGAGGUCCGGACUGGAGCAGCACAAGUUGAAGGUGGAGUUCAUGGGCUGGUUUCUUAUGAGAAGAGAUCGUUUUGAGAUCCAGAGCCCUCGUCAACAAUUGCUGCUACAAGGGAAUACUCUUUUCUGGGCCUUUAGUAAUAUCAAUUUUGAAUAUGGUGUUGGGGGCAACGAGGCCGGCCGGCGGUGGCACGUUUGGUCGGAAAGGCACAUAGAGCACUUCUCCAUGUUAUGACUUUAAAUAUAAGGAUUUUGUAUUACUCUAUAAAGACUAUUUAAGUUGUUGCUUCAAAAAUACAAAAAAAAAAAAAAAAAAAAGAUCCCUCCUGCUGUGUUGCAUAAUGUGUUUGUUUAUGAAGGGCAAAAGUUGCAGCCCAACAGAGAUUCAACUCAGAAGUGGCUGAACUGGAAGCUUGAAAUGACACCACUUUCUUCACAUCCUCACUCAUUUUUGCUUCCAUUUCUUAGAUUCGAAGGGUUCGGGGAGAGAGAGAUUGUAAGUGAAGAACGCGACGAAGGUGGUGUGGUUGAUGAAAGAAGGAAGGAAGAAAGACAGCAUGCCGCCGCAACUUCCACUGUUCAUAUUUUAAGGAAGUUGCUGUUUCUCUUAUCCUCAAGCGGCCCAGAAAUUAUGGUUUUUUACUUUAGUCUGAAGUACAAAAAAGUUGUAAAUAUUCCAUCUUCCAAACCACAAGAAAGGAGUAGAAUAGAAAGGUAAUCCUCAGCAUAAUAACCAACCACCGAUGCAUCUAUCCACAAGCAAAAUUACUAAUGAAAGCAAUCAUUCAUGCCUUUGUUCAGUCUGACAAUUUUGGGCAACAUGAAAUUGACUUGGUACUAAUGUCGAGCUCUGAUUUUGGUCAUGUGGAGACCAUGUCAUUUCCAUGUAGCAUUGUCAAGUUGUCAAUUCCCUGUUCUACAGCUCAAUAUUU